UCACUCUCUAAUCCAAGCUUUCCAAAAAUGGCGAAUUCACCGGAUACAGUGCAUCCCAUCAAGGCCUACGGUUAUGGUGCCACCGAUACUUCUGGAACCUUCUCACCUCUCACCUUCUCCAGAAGGGUUACGGGAGAUAAAGACGUGAGAUUCAAAGUUCUGUACUGUGGAAUCUGCCAUUCGGAUCUUCAUUUCGCCAAGAACGAAUGGGGUGUAACAACUUAUCCCGUUGUUCCAGGGCACGAGAUUGUGGGUGUCGUCACAGAAGUAGGCAGCAAAGUAGAGAAAUUCAAAGUUGGGGACACAGUCGGGGUUGGAUGCUUGGUCGGAUCGUGCAGAUCAUGUCAAAGCUGUUCUAACGAUCUCGAACAAUACUGUCCUAAGAUGAUCUUGACCUAUAGUGUCCCCUACUUCGAUGGCACAAUCACAUACGGUGGCUACUCUGAUCACAUGGUAUCCGAUGAGCAUUUUGUGCUGCGUUGGCCACAGAAUUUGCCACUUGAUUCUGGUGCACCUUUGCUAUGUGCUGGGAUCACAACUUACAGCCCACUUAGACACUAUGGGCUCGAUAAGCCAGGGACCAAGUUGGGUGUGGUUGGUCUUGGUGGGCUCGGUCAUGUUGCUGUCAAAAUGGCCAAGGCUUUUGGAGCAGAAGUUACGGUUUUCAGUACCACCCCAGCCAAAAAGCAAGAAGCACUUGAAGGACUUAAAGCUGACCAUUUCAUAGUUACCAAAGAUUUGGAGCAAAUGCAGGCUGCAACGGGAACUCUCGAUGGAAUCAUAGAUACAGUGUCUGCGAGUCAUGCAAUCGCGGCGUUUUUAAACGUUCUCAAAACGGAUGGAAAACUUGUGCUUGUUGGUGUACCGGAGAAACCCCAUGAGCUACCAGCAUUUCCUUUGAUCAUGGGGAGGAAGAUUGUUGGUGGUAGUAACAUUGGAGGACUGAAAGAAACUCAAGAAAUGCUAGAUUUCUCUGCGAAGCAUGGGAUAACCGCGGAUGUAGAGGUUGUCCCAAUAGACUACGUGAACACGGCCAUGGACCGUCUCUUGAAAUCCGAUGUUAGAUAUCGGUUCGUUAUCGAUGUUGCAAAUUCACUCAAGGCUCCACUUAACGAACAUUAGAUGCAAAGUCUGAGGUUGAUGGAGUUUUGGACAAAAGUUGCUCAUCGUAUUUUACUUCUCUUAAGGUUAUUGUUACUUUGGUCAAUAAUAUUAAUGCCUUUUUUCAAAA
This is a messenger RNA of Cynara cardunculus var. scolymus (artichoke), 1231 nucleotides long. RefSeq names its product mannitol dehydrogenase-like. The transcript is spliced from 5 exons. Gene Ontology annotation, biological process: lignin biosynthetic process. The coding region runs from base 28 to 1122 and encodes 364 amino acids. Lineage: Eukaryota; Viridiplantae; Streptophyta; Magnoliopsida; Asterales; Asteraceae. The record is from RefSeq and is a predicted model, not a curated record. Gene Ontology annotation, molecular function: zinc ion binding; cinnamyl-alcohol dehydrogenase activity.